Pundamilia nyererei is the source of this 1936-nucleotide messenger RNA. RefSeq names its product harbinger transposase derived 1 (gene harbi1). The transcript has 7 exons. The coding region runs from base 66 to 1106 and encodes 346 amino acids. The record is from RefSeq and is a predicted model, not a curated record. Lineage: Eukaryota; Metazoa; Chordata; Actinopteri; Cichliformes; Cichlidae.
UUAACGUUAGCUAUUUCAAUGACUUGUUUUUUGGGCCCAUAAAUGCUUUAUUUUUUAUCUGAAGCAUGGCCAUCCCUAUAGCCAUCUUGGACUGUGAUCUACUCCUGCAUGGUCGAGGCCACAAGACCCUUGACCGCUUUGACCUGGACUCAGUCUCAGACAGUUUCCUCAUCACGCAAUUUGGCUUCCCCAGAGACUUUAUCUUGUAUCUGGUGGAAUUACUCAGAGAGGGUCUAUGCAGGCGAACCCAGCGCUCCAGAGCCAUCAGUCCUGAGGUCCAGGUGCUGGCCGCACUGGGUUUCUACACAUCAGGUUCAUUCCAGACAUCUAUGGGGGAUACGAUCGGUAUAAGCCAGGCGUCAAUGUCGAGAUGUGUGUCCAAUGUGACGAGAGCCCUGGUGGAGAAAGCACCUCAGUUCAUCACGUUCAACAGAGAUUUAUCCACUGUAGAGCAGUCCUUCCGGGAGUUUCAGAGGGUCGCAGGAUUUCCUGGAGUCCUGGGGGUGCUGGACUGUGUUCAGGUGGCCAUCAAAGCACCAAACAGCGAAGACUCCUCAUACGUGAAUAAGAAGGGCUUUCACUCUGUGGCCUGUCAGCUGGUUUGUGAUCCCCGGGGACUGUUACUUAGCGCAGAAACGCACUGGGCAGGUGGACUCCAAGACACUGUUGUUCUAGAAAGAUCUGCUCUUUACAAACAGCUGCAGGACACAGAGCAGGGCUGGCUGCUGGGUGACAGCCGUUACCCUUUGAGGAAAUGGCUGAUGACGCCAGUUGACUGCCCAGAAUCCCCUGCAGAGUUUCGAUACAAUCUGGCCCACGCGGCUACACGUGAGAUCGUGGAUCGAACGUUCAGAGCCAUCCAAACCAGAUUCAGAUGUUUAGAUGGCACCAAAGGAUACUUACAGUACUCUCCAGAGAGGAGUUCAUCCAUCCUGCUGGCCUGCUGCGUUCUCCACAACGCCUCCUUGCAGUCUGGAUUAGACGCCUGGACUCUGGAAAGAACAGAGCCUCUCGAGCAGCCAAAGAGCCUCAACCAGAGACCCGAGGACCGUGACAGCCAGGCAGAGGAUCUUCGAAGGCAGCUCAUAUUCAAACACUUCAGCUGAAGCUGUGGGGGUUAAACGGGACGAAGACUGAGACCAGUGCAAAGCUCAAUAUCACAAGAAACACAUUUAAAGCAAGAACGUCCACCGACACGCUGUUGCUGAUGCAGUUUUUUAAUAUUUUGCUGGAUUCUACUCUACUGACUAUACUAAGAUAACAUAGAUAUAUUUAUGUAUGGAGAAACAUGCAAGACGCUAUACAACAAACCAAGGCGACAUAUCCAUACACAUUUCAAAUAAGUGAACUCCCUGGAAAUGCUUGAUUAUUCCCUCAGGACAUUCAAAUAGAUUCCAAAUCUUCAUGGAGUGGUUGGAAUAAUCAAGCACCUCCUGGUGUUUGACAACUAUUCAAACUGUGCAGCUGCUUCGUCAUCCAGGUUUCUUUACAAGUUGAAAAAAAAAAUCACCCACCCCAUUAUUUAUUUUUUUAAAUCCCACCCCUCUAAUUUUCUUUUCCCCAUUAGAUUCCACAGGUUAAGAUCUUGGACUAUGUCACAAUACAAAAACAAGACCCUUAUUUACAACAACUGCACAUUAAGUUGUCUUUUUUUUUUAUGUACAUCGGUGCAUUAAGACUCACGGGUGAAAAUGACAGGCUGCAGUCACAUGAUUUUCUUCUUUUUUUCUUUUUUUUGGAGCAUGUGCGGCAUGACGGAACAGUCACAACGUGAAACAGAUACAGACGACGUGAGUAAGAAAAGGAGAAAAUCUGUGGUAGCGAAAUUUCUGGCGCUUAAAAUUGAUUUUGAAGUGGCAGAACGUUCUUAAAGGAUUUAAAUAAUGGAUAAGGCUUUUAUUUUGAAGGAAUACCGGUCAUUAAGGGUGUUUUUUCC